AUGGCGACUACAACUUCUCUUGAGUUGGCAAAUAUUCGCUCCGGCGAUAUUGGAGAAGAAUCAUCUUCCAUCGAUGCGCUACCACCUACUGAUCGAGGCCGUGGAGCUUAUACAGCUCUCGCUUGUUGCACUAUUGCCCAAGCACCCAUCUGGGGAUAUUCCGUAUCUUUUGGCAUCUUUCAGGAGUACUACACUGCGCACUCCAACCUGGAAGCCUCCCCAAGCGCAAUCGCAUCAAUCGGUGCAUCUCAGACUGGAAUCAUGUACCUCAUGAUGCCUCUCACCUUCAUCGCUCUAAACCGCCUCCCACAUCUUCGUAAAUGGUGCGGCCCGCUCGGUCUGGUAAUCACCAUUAUCAGCUUGACGUCUUCGGCAUUCGUUGACAACGUCGCGGGCCUCAUCGCUACGCAGGGUGUUUUAUACGCCAUUGGAUGCAGUUUGCUUUUCAGCCCUAUCUCGCUCUACAUGGAUGAGUGGUUCGUCGAGCGCAAGGGUUUUGCUUACGGGGUUAUGUGGGCUGGCAAAUCCACUGUUGGUGUUGCUAUGCCUUUUCUCUUCAACGUCCUGCUCGAGCGCUUCGGUCUCAGGGCGACGUUGAUCUCAUGGACGGUAGCGUCAGCAGCAUUAACAUUACCAACGCUCUUCUUCCUGAAGCCCCGAGUUGAAGUCAGCCGUGACUCUCGUCCUCGUCCCAUCAGCUUUGCAUUCCUGGGGUAUACUUCGUUCUGGAUGCUUCAGUUUGGCAUCAUUGUCCAGUCUCUGGGAUAUUUGAUGCCGAGUACUUACUUGGCUAGCUACGCCAACGCAAUAGGACUUCCAUCCGUUACCGGACCGAUCCUGCUGGCGCUCUUCUCACUUGCGUCGGUGCCUGGGUCACUUAUUCACGGAAUGCUAGGCGACAAAGUCUCUGCUGCCAAAGUGAUCCUGGUCUCUUCUUUCGGAAGCGCCCUUCCAGUCUUCCUCCUUUGGGGUUUGAGCCGACACAUCAGCACUAUGGUUGUCUUUGUGAUUUUCUACGGUUUCUUUGCGGGAGGGUUCAGCGCGACGUGGUCAGGAGCUCUGCAGGAAGUCAAAGGGGACAACGAAAUGAUCGAUACGUCUUUAGUGUUUGGUAUGCUACUAGGGGGCCGUGGUCUGGGUUUUGUCGUUGCUGGUCCUUUGAGCGGUGCGCUCAUCUCGGCUGGUAGUUCGCUGGCAGCGGGUGAUAGCCUUGGCUAUGCGACUGAGUAUGGUCCGAUGAUUCUUUGCACUGGUAUCACAGCAGUUCUGGGAGCAUGGGCGCCUAUCUGCAAGAUUACGAAGACGAUGGGAAUAAAGGGACUCGGUAAAUGCAUGAGAGUGGCCGUCUAA
Molecule: messenger RNA, 1350 nt
Organism: Fusarium sp. VM40
Lineage: Eukaryota; Fungi; Ascomycota; Sordariomycetes; Hypocreales; Nectriaceae
Source: the annotation of a GenBank genome assembly